AUGGACGAUAACAGCACACAUACCGGUCAAUAUCGCUCGGCUUGCGCUGAGUGCCAUCGCAGGAAGCAAAAGUGCAAUCGAGAAUGGCCUUGCAAUCAUUGCCAGAAGCGCAAAGUCGCAGAUAAAUGCCGCUUCAUACAGCCAAACGCCGCCAGCUCACCGUCAGAUAGUCUUGCCAACGGCAGUGAGAAGAAGCGCUCGCGCAGCCAUGACGAUGAUGGCGAGCCUGACGUGUCUGAGCCUGAAGAGGAGAACGAUGAUGAUGUUGAGUUGGCGGCUAUGGGUUACGCCGCUGGUCCCCUUCUGGAGUCAUUGACUAUCGAUUCAAAAAAGCAUAAGAAACCGCUGGGCGAGUUGACUUGGGUUCAUCCAAGUACUUGUCCUCAACUCAAGCACGCCAUUGAUGUUUUACCCUCAAGACCUCAGAUGGGCAAGUCACUGUUCUUCUUCAACACUGUCAACUAUCAUUACUACAUCAUUUAUCCACCCACCUUUCUUCAAGAGUAUCAGUCCUGGUGGGACCGCAGAUCUCGCAACCAAACGCUCUCGCUGCAGUGGACUAUCCUGCUGGUAAUGGUCUGUGCCUGCGCUACUCAGCAUCUGGACGUCGGCAUAAAGCCUAUGGUCGAGAUUGAGUUGUCAGAGCCCUCGGACAAACUGACUGUAGAUUAUCACACCGCCGCGACAGAACUCGGGAGAGUUAUUCCGCUCGGUCAUUGCCAUUUGCUCAACAUUCAGUGGAUGCUUCAUUCUAUUUAUUGGUAUAAAGCUGAAGCAAGAUUCGUUGAAGCUUGGCAUGUUAUUGGUGCUGCUGUUCGAGAGGCUCAUGAGUUGGGCCUUCAUCGAACUGCCAUUGCCGAAGGCUUGUCCGAGUUUGAACGGGAGAUGCGACGAAGAGUAUGGUGUAUUCUAGACUGCUGGGACUGGCAAUUUGCUUCCGGUCUGGGUCGACCAACGAUUAUUGACCAUACCGAUAUCAACGUGGAGCCACCAAGUCUAACCCUCGAGGACUUUUCACCUUCACCAUUACUCCAUAUGAAACUUCAGUCUGAACUCGUUACUAGCCUCGCCCAACGAUGGGGCGCCCCCAAGAACAUCACAUCAGCACAAGAUAUUCAAGAGUACAAGUCCGCACUCGAGGAAUGGAUUCGAUGUUUCCCAGCCGUUUAUGACGUCGACAAUCCAGACACGUCCAAGGAUUAUAAACACAACUGGAUCGUCUUCCACCGGUAUUACAUCCACACUAUGGCCUAUCUCAUGAUUCUCAACCCCAUGCGUUCGUUCAUGGCGCAGGAUUUCACAAAGGACUCGCCUGCGGAUUUACUAGCUGUGAGAGAGGAUGCGGUGCAUUACUCACUUAGGAACCUAGACACGACCAACCGAUGGGCGAAUCAGGUUUCACACCGCGACGGCAGGUUUCACUUUAUCAUCUUCUCGCUAUUCGACACAGCAGCCGUUCUUUCCACGGCCAUUAUCAAAGAUCACGAUGAGACGAUUCCGAGAAAGGACGAGAUUAUUGACGCGGUGGACAACUCAAUCAAAUUGCUCAAGCGUCUCAAGGCGGUGUCAAAGACGGCCAAGACGUCUCACGAUAUUCUUGUUAAGAUGGUGAAUAAGAUGCCAAGGAAGAAACCACUACCACGGGAGAACGUUCUGCGCAAGAAACAACGCCGUGCCCCGGCAUUCGCCGCCGCACCAGUCAAAGCACCUACCCAGGAGCCCACGCCUGUCUUCAAGACGGAACCGGUGUACCGGCAGGAAUCGGGCCAGGAGUCGCAGGAGAGUUCACCAAGUUACUACGCCAGCUCAGAGGGUGCACCCUCAGAAUCCACGCCACAGAGCAACUACUCACCGUACGACAACUCCGGUUACGCCCAGGUACCCGCGGACGGAUAUCAGAAGCCUCAUUCUUACCCCUCCGUCAAUGCUGUUCACGCCCAAGUACCUCAGCAAGUCCCAUCGCCCAGCGCCGCCAUCGACGGACUCAUCCAAUCCGGCGGGUAUUACUCGAUGCCACAGACCGAUCUCAACGUAGCAGCCAUGGUUCCUCAGCCCUACGUGGACUAUCAGCAUCAGGACUUCAACACAGAUUACGGUCUAGGCAAUAUCACCGACGUGGAUUUAGGAGACUUUUCCCAACUGUGGGACUGGAGGAGUCUUAACUUGGAUUUCAUCCAAAGCUCAACAUAG
Messenger RNA from Fusarium venenatum, 2190 nucleotides. NCBI's taxonomy places the organism in Eukaryota, Fungi, Ascomycota, Sordariomycetes, Hypocreales, Nectriaceae. The record is from RefSeq and is a predicted model, not a curated record.